Stereum hirsutum FP-91666 SS1 is the source of this 1488-nucleotide messenger RNA. RefSeq names its product kinase-like protein. Gene Ontology annotation, molecular function: protein kinase activity; ATP binding. The record is from RefSeq and is a predicted model, not a curated record. The transcript is spliced from 6 exons. Gene Ontology annotation, biological process: protein phosphorylation. Bases 1 to 1488 code for a protein of 495 amino acids. Lineage: Eukaryota; Fungi; Basidiomycota; Agaricomycetes; Russulales; Stereaceae.
AUGAUCAACGAUACAGACGCAUCGCUGACGCAUGUAGGGAGUUCGAAUAGCUACAACACCGCGAUCCCCAACAACUUCCCGCCGCCGCCCAGUGAGCCUCCGCCUGCGCGGCCUUAUCAAGGACGCGCACCGGCGUCGCGUCAGCGAACUCAGGAUCGGCUUCAGCAUCUCGAGAAUGAACAUUCGGACGCUUUCCAGGAGGACCAGUCCUGGGCCUCGCGUCCGGAUCCGGACGAGAUGUACGCUCGUUUGGAUACGUUCUUCCCGAAUCACGAUCUGGACAAGCCAGUCAUCGACACCACGUCUGGUGGAACGUCUCCGACGACGGCCGAGCCCACUGUUGUCCCUCAGCCGGCUCCCGCAGACAAACGCUCCAGACACAAGAAGUCGAUUCGUGUCGUUGCGGAGGAGCACAAGCAGAAGAUGAUAGACCGUUCGUCGAGGAUCCUUUCGACGACAGCCGCUGCUAACAAUAUGUUGAGGAAGCGGAGUACGAAGCUCUGGGGCAGUCGAUUGGAGGAGGUCACGCCGGGACAGAUAAAGGCCGGCCUUGCAUCUACCACACCGGAGUCUCCUUCGUCUGCUGGGUCUGUCGCUCCUAAACCCAUUUUCAAGUGGGUUCGCGGUGAGUUGAUCGGCAAGGGCAACUUCGGACGGGUCUACAUGGCGUUGAACGCCACGACCGGAGAGGUCAUCGCCGUGAAGCAGGUGGAGAUCCCGCGUACAGCGAGCGACAAGAACGAUUCACGCCAGGUCGGCGUGGUGGACGCGUUGAAACUCGAGAGCGAGACGCUGAAGGAUCUGGAUCAUCCGCAUAUCGUGCAAUACCUCGGUUUCGAGGAGACGCCGACGUUCCUCAGCAUCUUUCUCGAGUACGUCCCUGGUGGUUCGGUCGGCAGCUGUUUGAGGAAAUAUGGCAAGUUCGACGAGGAAAUCACGAAGUCCUUCACCGAGCAGAUUCUGGAUGGACUGGAAUACCUCCAUUCCGUCGGUAUCCUGCAUCGGGACCUGAAAGCGGACAACAUUCUGGUCGAACAGGACGGCAAGUGCAAGAUAUCGGACUUUGGAAUAUCCAAAAGGACGAACGAUAUCAAUGAGCAGGCUAUGCUUACUGCCAUGCAAGGCACUGUCUUCUGGAUGGCUCCCGAGGUGGUCAACGCUGGAAAGCGCGGUUACAACGCCAAGGUUGACAUUUGGAGUGUCGGUUGUGUGGUGCUCGAGAUGUGGGCGGGUGAGCGGCCUUGGCGAAGGGAGGAGGCCAUGGCCGUCAUCGUCAAGCUGUACUCUUCAAAACAAGCGCCUCCCGUUCCGCAGAGUAUCACACUUUCAGCUUUGGCGGACGACUUCAGGAAGAAAUGUUUUGCCAUUAACCCCGACGAGCGACCGUCGGCUGCGGAAUUGCGCAAGCAUCCAUAUCUCGUCCUGCCUCCUGAUUGGAUGUUCACGGGCUUCAGUGCUCGUGACCCACCAUUGGACGACGCAUUCUGA